Molecule: messenger RNA, 2064 nt
Organism: Prunus armeniaca (apricot)
Lineage: Eukaryota; Viridiplantae; Streptophyta; Magnoliopsida; Rosales; Rosaceae
Source: the annotation of a GenBank genome assembly
AUGGCCGACGAAGCACAAUACUCCUCUGGUCCCGAUUCGGGGAACAACAAGCGCAAGUACGAAGAGCAAACGACGCCGCCUCCGCGUAGAGCCACUGGCUUCUCAGCCCCCAUCACGUCCUCGUCGCCCGAUUCUGCACCUCCGUCCUACAGCAACGUUCCUCCGCCAGUUGAUGACAUUCAGGUGGCCAAGCAGCGCGCGCAGGAGAUCGCAGCUCGAUUGUUCAACAACGCCAGUGGUGGUGUUGCUGCUGGUGGCCUUGAGGCUAAGCGCCCUAGGGUUGAGAAUGGCUUUGAUUCCAUUGACAAGGGCUUUAGCUCUGUUCCACCUGAUUUGAAGCCUCACUUGUCAAACACAGCUCCUUCAUCGAUCCCUGUAUCGUAUGGUAGCUUCCAGGGCUCAAGCAAAAAGAUUGAUGUUCCAAAUGGAAGGGUUGGUGUUAUUAUUGGUAAAGGUGGUGAGACUAUCAAGUAUUUACAGACUCAGUCUGGUGCCAAGAUUCAAGUUACCCGAGAUGGUGAUGCGGACCUCAGUGCUCCAACUAGGAUGGUGGAGCUCAUGGGUACUCCAGAGCAGAUCGCAAAGGCUGAGCAUUUGAUAAAUGAAGUUCUCGCUGAGGCUGAAUCAGGAGGUCCUGCCAUAGUUUCUCGAAGGUUAACAGUACAAGCUGGUGCUGAACAAUAUGUUACAAAAAUUCCUAACAACAAGGUUGGGCUUGUAAUUGGGAAAGGAGGUGAAACGAUUAAAAAUAUGCAAGCUAGGACUGGAGCUCGUAUUCAGGUGAUUCCCUUGCAUCUGCCACCCGGUGACACAUCAACAGAAAGGACACUACAGAUUGAUGGGACUAGUGAACAAAUUGAAGCUGCAAAACAGUUGGUCAAUGAAGUUAUUAGCGAGAAUCGUGUUAGAAAUCCAGCAAUGGCUGGAGGAUACUCUCAGCAAGGUUAUCAAGCGCGUCCUCCCACUGGCUGGGCUUCUGGUGGACCUCCAAUGCAACAACCUGGUUAUGGCUAUGGACAGUCUGGAGCAUAUUCUGGCCCAUCACCGCAGUAUAAUGCUGCCCAGCCUCCUUAUCCAGGCUAUCCCCCUCAACCAACAUCGGGUGGAUAUCCCUCCAAUUGGGACCAGUCAGCUGCUGCACCAACUCAGCAGACUUCCCAGGGAAGUGGUUAUGAUUACUAUGGUCAGCAACAACCAUCACACCAACAACAAAAUCCUGGUGGUCCUGCUGCACCCGCUGACAAUGCUGGUUAUAAUUAUGGCCAGCCUCCUGUUUCAGGCUAUAAUCAGCAAGGACAAGGUUAUCCUCAAGAAGGCUACGGUGGGUAUCAUGCACCACCUCAGUCUGGGUAUGGUCAGCCACCAUCAUAUGAUCAACAGCAGGGAUAUUCUGCAGCUGGCUAUGGUAAUGUGAGUAAUCCAACUCAAGAUGGACAUACUUCCUCUUAUGGAUCUCAGGGGGAUUCAGCCCAAGCACCGCCUCCUGUUCAGCAAGGAUACAGUGCGAGUCAACAGCCUAGCCCUAACCCUGCAGGUUACCCACCGCAAGGGUCUACUCAGCCAGGCUAUGGAGUACCCCCAACUUCUCAAACUGGUUAUGGUAGUCAACCACCAGCUCAGGCUGGAUAUGGAGCUGGAUAUGGAGCACCUCCAGCACAAAAACCUCCUGCAAAUCCCGCAGUUUAUGGGCAAACCACACAGUCGCCCAGCACUCCUGGAGCCUAUGGUCAGCCAGCACCUGUGCAGCCAGGCUACGCCCAUUCUCAGCCUCCACCAUCUGGUUAUGCUCAGCCAGAUUCUGCUACCCGUGCCCCAUCAUCUGGCUAUGGCGCAGCUCAGGCUGGGUAUGGGCCUCCAUCCUAUGGUGCACCACCUGUUGGUCAGCCAGGUUACGGGCAGGCGCCACCACCUUACAAUGCAUCUUAUGGUGCUGGAUAUGCACAACCUCCUGCCUACUCUGCUGAUGCCAAUGCAAAUGGGAACACUCGCGGGACAUAUGAUGCUGCACCUGCUUCACAGGCUGCUCAGCCAAGUGGAGUUGCCAAAACUUCCCCUCAAAGUUGA